Molecule: messenger RNA, 639 nt
Organism: Danaus chrysippus (African queen)
Lineage: Eukaryota; Metazoa; Arthropoda; Insecta; Lepidoptera; Nymphalidae
Source: the annotation of a GenBank genome assembly
AUGGCCACCAAAGCUACAACAAUUAAAGAGGCUAUAAAAAGAUGGGAGGAGAAGACUGGACAACAAGCUGCCACAGCUACGGAAGUUUCUUUGGUAUUUCAAUGGCCGCCGAUAGAAAAAAUGGAUAAUACAUUAUCAUCUCUUGUUAAUUGCGAAAAGUUAAGUUUAUCCACAAAUUUAAUAGAAAAAGUCACGGGUUUAAACAGUUUGAAGAAACUACGUGUUCUGUCGCUCGGUCGUAACUACAUCAAGUCGUUUGCUGGAAUGGAAUGUCUCGGCGACACGUUGGAGGAACUCUGGAUAUCUUACAACUUGAUAGAAAAGUUAAAAGGAAUUAAUGUUCUCAGGAAUUUGAAGGUGCUCUAUAUGAGCAAUAAUCUGGUGAAGGAAUGGAGCGAAUUUAAUAAGUUGCAAGAGCUCCAAAACCUUGACGACCUCCUUUUUGUGGGUAAUCCUCUUUACGACGCUUGCGAGCUUGAAGUGUGGAGGUCUGAAGCAGCGCGGCGACUACCAGGACUGAAGAAAUUGGAUGGAGAGAAUGUAUUAAGAGACGAUGGUCCGCCAUUAAUAGUUGCAGAUAUUGAGCCGGACGGCGGAGACGCGGUCGAGACAUUAGUCAGUGCUGAAACCAAUGAUUAA